This is a messenger RNA of Melanaphis sacchari, 1766 nucleotides long. RefSeq names its product cleavage and polyadenylation specificity factor subunit 5 (gene Cpsf5). Gene Ontology annotation, cellular component: mRNA cleavage factor complex. Bases 346 to 957 code for a protein of 203 amino acids. Lineage: Eukaryota; Metazoa; Arthropoda; Insecta; Hemiptera; Aphididae. Gene Ontology annotation, molecular function: mRNA binding. The transcript has 5 exons. The record is from RefSeq and is a predicted model, not a curated record.
AGUUCAUAUGACUAUAAUGUGAGACAUUGGAAACGAGGCGGCGUUUUGUUGUGCAUUUUGUCUUCCUUCGUCAUUACUCAGUAGUCAAUUUUAAAUUAUUAUUUUUAUACAUUAUAAAAUAUUACAGCGUUUUGUACCCUUGCGCUACAUAACAUUGAGCUGAUCGUUAACGAAAACGUACGUGGACCCGAUCGAUAGUGUAGCUGUAUGACAACAAUAUAUUUCACGGGGACUAUGUGUUGUUGACGUUGAGACGUGCGAGAUAUCGGUGUACCAUUUUUUAAUAUUAUUUCGUCGUAGUCGUUAUCGAAAACCGUCAAGCUGUCGACUAACGCGGUAUCGGAAAUGGCGUUGAGCACAACGACCAGCCAACCAGUACAGAACAACAUCCAAUCAUCUCCGGGAACUGGGUGGCCUAGGCGAACCGUACCAGUCAAAUCGUCUACAUGCCCGUCGCUCAACAGACACAUAAAUUUGUAUCCUUUAUCAAAUUAUAAAUUUGGUACAAAAGAACCUUUAUUUGAAAAAGACCCAUCUGUACCAGCUAGAUUUCAACGAAUGCGUGAUGAAUUUGAAAAGAUUGGCAUGCGCCGUAGUGUUGAAGGCGUUUUAAUAGUUCAUAAGCAUGGGUUGCCACAUGUUUUAUUAUUGCAAUUAGGCACAACAUUUUUUAAAUUGCCAGGUGGAGAACUAAACCCAGCAGAAGAUGAGGUUGAAGGACUUAAACGAUUACUAACUGAAACUUUAGGUAGACAAGAUGGUGUUCAGCCAGAAUGGACUGUUGAAGAUACCAUUGGCAAUUGGUGGCGACCAAACUUUGAACCUCCAACUUAUCCAUAUAUACCACCACACAUAACUAAACCCAAGGAACAUAAAAGACUUUUCUUAGUUCAGCUACCUGAUAAAGUUUGCAAUGGCAACAUGAUUUGCUGGUUCAAAAAGGAUCAUCCUGGUUGAUUGUAAAACAUCACAUACAAGAAAUGUAUUUUUUUUUAUGAAAAUUGUCUAGGAAAAUUCAUAAUAGGGAUUUCUUAAGAUUAUUGUUCUAAUCACUGCUGUGUAGUUUACAUCUGAUUUUAAAUCGGCUGAAACUAAAUAUCAUAGAAAGGGGUCUAAGUUUAUGUUAAGAUCGUUAUAAACAAACAUAUGCACUUUUGAAUGAGAUUAAGUGCAUUGUAAAUGUAUUUUCUAUUAUAAUUAAUUAAAUAUAUUAUCUGGGACAUAAAUUUUAUUUUCUGAAAUACAGGGUGUCAGUCAUACUCCUUUAUAAAAUUUCGUAAAGUAUGAAUAUUUGUUCAAAUACGUCUUAUAUCAAUUUCAUUUUUUUUUUUUUAUGAACAAAAAUCUAAAUAACCAAUGUUGUUCUAUAUUUGAGAAACAUUGAAUAUUACUUCUUAAAGGUUUUAGGGUUCAAUAAGGUUUAUAAUAUUUGAAUAUAAUUCUUUAAUUAAAUACAAUGUUGACACUCUGUAAUUUUGUUUUUUUGUAUACAAAUCAUACUAUUGGUGGGAUGACUUAAUUGAGCUUUGUAAACAUCUCUCUAUUUAUAGGUUGUAUAAAUUAAAAUAUUUAAGUAAUAUCUAUUUCCAUUUUCUGAAAUUUUAUCGUGAGAAUUCAAUAAACCUGUUGUAUCAUAUGUAAAACAUAACAACUUUACACUUUGCAUAAAAGAAACUUUAGGGUUUAGGUGAAUAGUUGACAAAAUUUUAUUCUGCAUAUCUAAUUUAAGUACAAACAUCGUCAUGUUCUAUCAAAUUAUUUGUUUU